UUUAUCAGUACCGGGGAUCCAACUCACGACUGCCUGCUUGCAAGGCAGGCGCUUAUGCCGCUGAGCUAAAUCCCCAGUCCCCCUGCGUCUCCUUUGAGGUUCCAAGACGGCACGAGUUUCUAGGCCCUGUUCUCCUCCCCAGUGUUGUGCCAGGAUCGACACCCCGAGAUCGUACAGCUUUCACGGGGAACUGGAGCGGGAUGCCGAGGCCCACGUACCUGAAGCAAAGCCCUGAGACUCACGUCCCGUGUCGGAGCCAGCGAGAUGGGGACCCCGCGGGCGCGAGGCAGAGACCCCGGGAUGAGCGGGGUGCCGGGGCCCGGGUUCCCACGCGCGGCCGCCCCAGCUCCUAGGCGCGCUCAGCGGAGCGCAGAAGGCGGAGCUCUUACAGGAGAUCGGGCCCCGAGGCCGCCCAGAUCCAGGUCCGAGCUUCCCCUGUCGGAGAACGACCACCACUGGGCCCUCCCUGUCCAGGACCGCGCCUCCCCUGACCCACGUGCAGUCUGGCCUCAUUGGUCUGUGGUUUUCUAAACUAGCUCGGCUUUUUUCACCGCCUGGAGUCCCCGCCUCUGCUGGGAGCCCUGGCCGCCAUCCUGCGCCCGGAUUCAGGAACAGCACGCUGCCCACUCCCACCUCCUCGAAGGACUGGACUGGGGCCCUGAGCUAUAUUACCAGUCCGCUUUUCUGUUUGUUUGUUUGUUUGUUUGUUUGUUUGUUUUUUCUCUCUCUCUCUUUUUUAAAAUAUAGGCCCUCCCCUGUGUCACUAAAUUGCACAGGCUGAGCUCAAGUCUGCUUCAGCAUCCCAGAAUGCUGAGAUUACAGGUGCAGCAACAGCACCACUCCUAGUUUAUGGCCUGUACUGUUAAACGUUUUAUUCUCCAAUGUUCAACAAUGCCAGUCUUUUUCAAAAGCCAGAUCUUAUUACUCUAUUGAAAUUCCUAGCAGGAUGUGGUGGCACAUGCCUGUAAUCCCAGGACUCAGGAGGCUGCGACAGGAGGAUCCCUGGAGUUUGAGGCCAGUCUGGGCUACACAGUGAACUUGAACUGUACAAGACCCUGUCUCAAAAAAAAAAAAAAAAAAAUCCUCUGGGCCUGUGUUCCCAGAUGCACUCUGCCCCACACCUUGCCUAUUGACCUUGUUUGCUAACUGUGCCCUGUGAGAUGAGGGGCUUUGUAUAGUGGGACCUCCGACACCUGAUGCAGUGACUCAGUAAUCUUUGCUGAAUGGAUAUGAAAGAAAUUUCCUCCUCCUAUUCCUGUUGCUGGGUCUCUGCCCAGAGCCAGGAAGUGAGGGCCCUGGCUGUGGGUGGGGAUGUGCUGACCUUGCAGUGGUUCUGGCACUGAUUUCCACCCAAACAUGUUGCCAGUCUUCUUCCUCUUGGCCAGCCUCUCACCACUAAUAUAAACUCGGGUUGGAGGCUACGGACUACGACGGACAUCAAGGCAGGAUGAGCAGUGAGCCUCUGUCCAGGGCUUCUGGGCCGCGCAGUGCCUCUCAAGCCCUGUACAAGAUGCUCUUGACUGUACUGGUGAUGGUGAAUCUCAUGGUUGGCAAGCUCGUUGUCCCCAACCCUCAGCCACCUCCACUCCCCAAAUACCUGCGCUGCUAUCGCUGUCUCUUUGAGACCAAGGAGCUGGGCUGCCUGCUAGGGUCUGACAUCUGCCUUGUGCCGGAGGGCAGCAGCUGCAUCACUGUGCACAUACGGAAUGCCAGCGGCUCUGACAUCAUGCUGAGUGACUGCCGUGGCCGGGAGCGGAUGCAGGACUGCACGCACACACGGCCUGCCCCUGUGGCCGGCUUCUGGGUGUUUUCUCAGUGCUGCUUCGUGAAUUUCUGCAACGACCCCCACAACCGAGAGACCUACCUUCAUUAGGGGCUCUGGGGUGCACACCACGCUCCCUGCCGCACUCCUGAUGGCACCUGCAAGUGCCUGGACCCCUACACCCAUGCUGCCCCAGGCUACCCCUCUUGCUCAAGUCCCCAGGUCUCCUCUGAAAUAAACCCAUCUGCUAAGCGUC
This is a messenger RNA of Cavia porcellus (domestic guinea pig), 2018 nucleotides long. It is a transcript of the gene Ly6g5c, whose product is annotated as lymphocyte antigen 6 family member G5C. Lineage: Eukaryota; Metazoa; Chordata; Mammalia; Rodentia; Caviidae. The transcript is spliced from 3 exons. The coding region runs from base 1448 to 1873 and encodes 141 amino acids. Gene Ontology annotation, cellular component: external side of plasma membrane. The record is from RefSeq and is a predicted model, not a curated record.